Messenger RNA from Stegostoma tigrinum, 3983 nucleotides. Its product is annotated as brain-specific angiogenesis inhibitor 1-associated protein 2-like. Gene Ontology annotation, molecular function: cytoskeletal adaptor activity; protein binding. The coding region runs from base 259 to 1884 and encodes 541 amino acids. The transcript is spliced from 16 exons. The record is from RefSeq and is a predicted model, not a curated record. NCBI's taxonomy places the organism in Eukaryota, Metazoa, Chordata, Chondrichthyes, Orectolobiformes, Stegostomatidae. Gene Ontology annotation, cellular component: cytosol; nucleoplasm. Gene Ontology annotation, biological process: plasma membrane organization; actin filament bundle assembly; actin crosslink formation.
GGCGGCUGCGCGUGGAGGGAGCUACCCGGGACCUUGCUUCUUUUUUUUCUCACACACACACUCUGGCUGCGUGGGUGGAUUGGAAAUCACUGUCAAGCUGUGAGAGAAAGUGUGUGUAAGCGAGAGAGAGAGAAAAAAAAAGUUUCAGGGGGCGAGAGAGGCUUUUUAUUCGCGGCGUGGAGGAACUUUUAGAUCAGAGUUUGCAAGUUGCUCGUUGCUGACUGACUGAGGCUGAGGAGAGAAGACUUUUCGGGCACCAUGUCUCGCACGGAUGAAGUGCAUCGUAUGACCGAGAGUGUCUACAAGACUAUUAUGGACCAAUUCAACCCCAGCUUGAAAAACUUCAUUGCAAUGGGAAAGUCUUAUGAAAAGGCACUUAGCAGCCACAUGGGUGCAGAGAAAAUUUGGAUCAAGAAAGCCAGAACAGGUAUGACCUUUGCUGCAAAAGGCUAUUUUGAGGCCCUAGUGAAGAUGGGUGAACUUGCCAGCGACAGUCAUGCAUCCAAGGAGAUGGGGGAUGUUUUGUUCCAGAUGGCAGAGGUCCACAGACAAAUUCAGAUACAGCUUGAAGAAAUGUUGAAAGUGUUCCACAAUGAUCUGCUGAUGCAACUGGAACAGAAGGUUGAGUUAGAUGCUAAAUACUUAACUGCAACGUUGAAGAAAUAUCAAGCUGAACAUAAAGCCAGGCUAGAGUCAUUAGAAAAGUGCCAUGCAGAACUGAAGAAACUUCGGAGAAAGAGCCAGGGGAGUAAGAACCCACAGAAAUAUGGAGAUAAAGAAAUGCAGUUUGUGGAGACAAUAAGCAAAAAGCAAUCUGAUCUGGAUAGCUACACUGGAAAUGGUUACAAAACAGCAUUGAGCGAGGAACGUAGACGCUACUGCUUUCUGGUCGAAAAGCAGUGUGCAGUUGCCAAGAAUAACAUGGUAUACCAUAGCAGGGGCAAGGAUAUGAUAACACAAAAACUUCCGAGCUGGCAACAGGCUUGUAGUGAUCCUUCCAAAAUUCCUGAGCGGGCAAUGUCGUUGGUGCAACAGAUGUCUUCAGGCAAUGGAGGAACCCUCAUCUCUGAGCCUGUUGCUCCCUCCAAGUCAGGACUGGUUAUAUCAGACCCCAUUCCUGGUGCUAAACCUCUACCAGUACCACCAGAACUUGCACCUUUCGUUGGUGGAGGUGGAUUAGGUCAAGGUUCUCGCAUGAUGGGCCAGGAUAUUCCAUCAGUGCCCAAUGGUGACCUGGCAAAUGCAAAUUCUGCAGACUAUCAGCAACCUGGCCAGCCUGAUGCCAAACCAAAGCCUCCUACACCGCCCCAACUUCCAAAACAACAGUCUGAUGUCUAUUCAAACACUCUACCCACACGCAAAGCAAUGCCAUUGAAAGCCAGUCCUUUGUCAGCUGAGACCAGAACUUUACCCAGAUCCAGUUCCAUGGCUGCUGGGUUAGAAAAAAAUGGAAGAACCAAAGUGCAAGCUAUUUUCUCACAUCAGGCAAAAGACAAUAACACAUUGCUGAGCUUCAACGAAGGUGAUGUCAUCACGUUGUUGGUUCCUGAGGCUAAGGAUGGCUGGCAUUAUGGAGAAAAUGAAAAGACGCGUUUGAGAGGAUGGUUUCCCUUCUCUUACACUCGUGUAUUGCAGGGUGGAUUAUUGCACAAUUUGAACCAUCUAAAAAGCUGUAGCACUGGGAACCUCCUGCAGAAAGAAGAUCUCUCCAUUCCUCCACCUGACUACAAUUCAACUUUAAAAAUGACAUCUCAUCCUCUGUCCAGCUCAAGCACUUUUAAACCCAGGCCUUACAGUGUGGCAGUGCCAGGUUUCUCACAGGGCCCGAAGGUUGAUAAUUCAAGACUUUCUUUGAAUUCUGAUGCCGAGAUUGAAAAGUUUUGAAUUUAAACUUCUGCCACAUAUAAGACCUCUCUAGAUUAAGAAGCUGUUGCAAAUGUCAAAUUGAAGCCAACCAAAACAAAUGACAGAUCAGCUUCUAAAGUGAACUGACUACUGACGCUGCAAGGUUAUUACACUGUACACUUGCUGCUGGCAACAGAUGCCAAAGAUGUCUACAUCUGAAACUGCAUGACAACAGUGUCUUUACACUAGAAUUGACCCAUCUGGAGAUGGUCACUAAAGUUUAUGAUAUAUCAAUUGCACAUAUUGCUAUGGAAUUGCCACUUUGAAAUCCCACCCUCUUAUUCCUUGCUUUAUAUUUUGAGGGAUUAUGUGGAGGGAAUUGUUUAAUUACAUUUAUCUGACUAGGGGUUUGUAUGGUGUUUGUAAUUUGUGUUUAAGAAUUAGCCGUUAGUAUUUUUUUAUUAUAUACUUUAUACUAAUCAGCAUAUAAAAUAAUAUUUUACUACCUAGCUAUUUGUGGGAAUUGGUUAAAUGUCAACAUGUUAUAGAAACUAGAGUACUGCAAAAUUGAGAAUUAUUAAGCUAGUUAUAAAAUGUAUACUGUGCUUAAUUUCUAAAUGUAUUUUGGGAGAAGGAGAGUAAAGUAGAAAUCAGAUUAUGGAAUUUAAUGUAUAUAACUGAGCUAACUUUCACCCAAAGUUACCUCAAUGUGUUAAAAUUUUAAUGCCGCUCUUUGAUUCCUUGCUGUCACCAAUAAAUCUUCCAUAUCUUUUUGAAAAGAAUAAUUACUCAGGUGAUGGCAAAGGCAUUGUAUAAUCUGCAGAUACAGGAAUUUGUACUUUUUGUAGAAUUUUAGGUUUCACCUGUUUCUUUUCCACCCCAAACAAACAACACAAAAAAGCUAUCAAAGGCGAUUUCUCAUUCCAAUUUUAGUAUGUGUAAGUGCUUCCUUUUGCACUUUUCUUUAACUAUCAAUGCUGGUAGGUUAGUUAAGCGAGUAAAUAUAUAACUGAAGUCCCCAAGAACGAAGUCAUGCCUCUGUGCUACUGAGACUGAUAAACAGGAAGCAUAUGCUUAGGGAAACAUUCGUGCUUUUGCACAAAUCUCAGGGCGCAAUGGAUCAGAAAGAAUAUUUUAUGCCUUCUUUCACAUAUUUAGCAGCAUUACUUCUAAAUGGGAGAAGAAUUGGAAUUUAUUUUUGUUCUGCAAGUGGAGGAAAAUUUUGCAGUUUUCAGGUGGGGCAGUUAUGUGAUGUGAUAAUCCAUUCAAUACAGCAAUAGUUGAUGCUGACAUUUUUGUAAAUGGAACAUGUAAAGUUGUGUUGCUCACGGAUUGUUUAGACGAUGAAAUAACCAGUAUUAAUGAGCAAAAAUAACACACUCAAUGGGUCACUUUCUUCUCAUGAAUGUAAAGUGUUCUGUAAUCUUUUAAGAAAUUCUAUACGAUUAGUCAGUUAUGUAAAAAUCUUGUUAAUAUGUAAUGUCCCAUUUAUCCAAUUAUAAAGAAUCAAACUAUUGUCAUCAUUAAGGGAGCAGUGGUUAACUACUUAAAUGCUUUAUUACAAGAACCAAAUGACAUUUGUAAUUUUCUAUGAGUAAAGGCAGUGGAUUAAAAAUUUAAAAGAAACUUAUUGUUUCUGUCGCUUUGAUUUAUCUUGAGCUACUUGUAGAUGUUGAGAGAUAAGUAGCUGGGAAUUAGAAAAUUACUGGGGCUCUUGUGUUUAUUUUAACAAAGCAAUGAAUACCAAAUUGAACCGGUGUUGUUUAAUAUUUAUAGUUAUUUCAAAAAUGUGGCACUUCCAUUCUUCCUAGUCUCUUAUUCUGUGGUAUGGUGGAGAAUUAGCUACAGAAACAUAUCCACCUGCCGACUCAGUGCAUUUAAACCCUCAUGUUUUUCUUCAGUUCUUUAUUAAACACUCAUGCUUUUCCUUUUGACAUUAUUGCAGAAAUCUGGUUUACUCGGUGCCUUUCAUUUUUACAUAAGCUUCAUAAUGUAGUAAGACAUUGACUAUUGUUUAUAAUCUGUAUUGUAAUGCAGAUUUCAACAGCUGCCACUAUUCCAUAAAUCACUGUUUUGUGAAUUGAAUUGACCCAUUUGAAUCAUAUUAUUUGUAAUCAAAAAUGAUUUUGAUAGUAACU